Messenger RNA from Cuscuta campestris, 1854 nucleotides. Lineage: Eukaryota; Viridiplantae; Streptophyta; Magnoliopsida; Solanales; Convolvulaceae. The record is from the annotation of a GenBank genome assembly.
GAAACCGAACCACGUUAAAUUCUUGUGUGUCGUCCGUGUUCCGUUUCUCUCGUUUCUCGUAGAUUAUUUGUGUUUGUUGUGUGUUUAAUCCCCAACAAGUGGUAUCAGAGCUAGAUUGUUCAACAUGAACACAAAUUGCGAGUUGUUACCCAGGGUUUUGGGAUCUGUGCGCAGUCGCCGGAGGGCAGAGGGAGCACAGGGGAAGCCGCUAACCAAGUCGCCGUCGAGUUCACCGCUGGGUCUUGAACCGCGGCGAGGAAGAUCUCUACCGCCAUUUGCGUAUAGACCGCCACACGCAGGAGCAGCGGCACAAGGAGCCGCUGUCGCGUGGAGGAGCCGUAUCGCCAUAUCGAAGCCGCGCCAUUUCAGAUCGUGCCGCCGUCCGGAUGUGAAGUCGUGCAAAUCGAGGAAUUGUUCCAAGGUCACUCAGCCGCCGUCGUCUACCUGUGGUGCCGCCGCCAUCGGGAACCGUCCAUCUGAGAUUGUGCAGAGCCGCCAACCCAGUUGCUGUAGCGCCGCCUACGUGCGAAGAAGAAAAGCAGAUUUGCUGGUUCAGAAAGAUUUGGAUGUGGUUUUGGGUGACAAGCCAGAAAAGAUGUCGGAUGCAGAUUGGGCAGGUUUGGAUCGGAAAGCAAUGUCCGUGAUCCGUCUCUCGUUGACCAAGAAUGUUGCGUUCAACAUUCUGAAGGAGAAGACAGCGAAGGGAAUUAUGGACGCGCUGUCUAACAUGUACGAGAAGCCAUCUGCUGCGAACAAAGUUUUUCUGAUCAGAGAGCUGGUGAACACGAGGAUGAAAAAUGGCACUUCAGUUACCGAGCAUAUCAACAAGUUGAAUUCGAUCUUAGCCAGACUUUUGUCAGUGGACAUUAAGUUUGAUGAUGAAGUUCAAACUUUGCUAUUACUAUCGUCUUUACCUGAUAGUUGGUCCGGAACGGUUAUAGCGGUUACCGGUUCAGUGGGACCUGAUGGAUUCACCUUUGAUCAGAUUCGAGAUCUCGUUCUUGGCGAAGACGUUAGAAGAAAGAGUUUUGGGGAGUCAUCGGGUGAAUUAUUACAUGUUGGCAGAGGCGGAAGAAAUUGCAGAGGUAGAGGGAGAAGGCACAGACGAAGGAGUCAGUCGAAGACUCGGGAUAGCUCAGGCGUAACGUGCUGGAAGUGCAAGGAGGUGGGGCAUUUUAGGAAUCAAUGCUCGAAUGAUAAUAAAGUGAACAUUGCUAAAGGCUCUACGAGUGACGAGGAUGUCACUCUGACUUGCUGUGAGGAAAGCAAUGUGGAUUCCUGGGUCAUGGAUUCUGGUGCUUCAUUUCAUGCCACCCACAGCGGUGAAGCAUUGCAGAAUCUGGUUAUUGGAGACUUUGGAAAGAUACGACUUGUAGACGAUAGAGCUCUUUAUGUGACGGGCAUGGGUGACAUGUUGGACGAACAGGGACAUGAGGUGAAGUUCAGAGACGGGCAGUGGAAGGCCGUGAAGGGAAAUCUUGUCACGGCUCGCGGAAAGAAGAGAGGUUCGCUGUAUAUGGAUGUUCCAGGAUCCGGCAGUGUGCGUCUGCAGUGGGAGCCGGUAGGGACCGAGGACGAGUUAGGGGCAGAUUUAGCCGUGACUGAUGUGUUGAAACUUGGGAGAGCUUCAAUGGGCCUUUCAGUUGUCUGAUGAGAGAGUCGCUGCAACAGGAGAGCUGAGGAAGAUUACUUGAUGUACAGGCAAUCGUGGUGGAUGGUAGUUGAUGAUUAUCAAUCCUCCAAGUGGGAGAAUGUUGGGUUUGUGGAGGCUUGGGCUUGACUUGUAGGCCCGGACCAUGUUUUGUAACCCUAUGUUUUUCUCCUAUAUAUUAGCCCUCGUACUUGUAAUUUCGG